Entamoeba invadens IP1 is the source of this 1503-nucleotide messenger RNA. RefSeq lists its product as hypothetical. NCBI's taxonomy places the organism in Eukaryota, Evosea, Mastigamoebida, Endamoebidae. The transcript has a single exon. The record is from RefSeq and is a predicted model, not a curated record. Bases 1 to 1503 code for a protein of 500 amino acids.
AUGGAGAUUGAGGAAGUGGACGCUUAUACAUUUUUAUCAACACUCACACCGAACAUUGACACUUCAUUUAUAACCCUCAAAAACGCAAUGUCCCUUCACCAAAAAACACCGAAACUUAUCGUUGUAUCAAGUUUUACUACCGACAAACUCAACGAGGAAAUAUCUGCAUUAAACGACGCGUUUGAUAAGUCGAAAGUGAGUGAACAGAUCUGCAAAGACUUUUUGAAAGAAAUAUCAAAGGUUCUAUCUACGUUACUUGAUUUUGUCUCCUUAUUAAAAUCAGUCAAAAAACAGUGUGACUCUGAAUUUACAAGUAUACAGAAUUAUCAGAACCAAACGCUUCAACGAAUAAUAGAAAAAGAAAAAUUUAGAUGUGACCAAGAGCUCUCAAAAAACACAUUUAGGAAGACACAACUUCUCAACGAAUUUGCCGAACGAGAGAAAGAACUACUCUCAAAGAUGACAUCUCCUCUUAUUGAGAAAAUAGCGCGGAAAACCAUCUCACGCCACUCAACUGAAUUUUCAAAAAGUCUUGUCACUGUGAAACACGAGUGUACAGAAGAAGAAGAACUUCACUCCUCACAAAUCACUGAAACCACAUGUGAUAUUUUAGAAGAUGAUAAUGAAGAUGUCGUUUUAACACAGAUGACACCAAAAAGUUUCCAACCGACACUCAAACAGUCGAAACCGCUGAUUAAGUCUGACGCCGCGCAUAUUAAAAAAACGCCGACAUUAAAAAAAGUGAAAAAAGACGGCAAAGCCAAAGAAAAUAAAAUGGACACGACGACAAAACUGAUUCGAACGCAAAUUGUCAAGCCCAAAAAUAAUUUAAAACUUUCUUCAAGUCAAACCAGUGAGGAGGAGCUUUAUUCAGAAAACGAUUCAAAAAAAUCAACCGAGUCGUCUUCAUCACCACCAGAAGACAAAAACGACAAGAAAGAGAAGAAAAAGAGUGAAAAGCUGUCGACCCAUUCAGUGCUGUCUACAGACUUUUUAAGUGCCAAAGAACAAGACUCCCUUCACAAAUGGACAAAGAGAGAAAUCGGGCAAGUUGCCUUUGACUCGACUGUCGAUCCGAUCUCGCCGGGGUCUUGUUUCAUCGCAAAGGAACUUGCAAAGUGCAACGGGUUCAUCGUCGUCGCGGACGUGGACAGCACCACUCGCUUUGGGUUUUGUUUCUUUGAAAAAGUUGGACCUGAUAAUUUACACGUCAGCGAUAAAAAGGGAUUCAUCUUUGUAAUGACAGAAGACGGUGGUGAUACACCUCGUAAAGUCGUGUUGAACAAGAAGAAAGGAAUCACAAUGGAAAUUGCACUGAAGGGAAGUCCAAAGACUUUUGACGUUGAUGAAGGAACACUUUUUAUUGGGAGAAAGAGAGUCGGAAUGAUGAAGGGAAGUCGAACGUUUGGGGUCGGGGUCAAUGAAAGUAAGACCGAAAUAAUUGAAAAGAAGAAGAUUAUUAUUACUAGAGUAGUCGUGUAUGCUAUGGGGGAGAAAUUGUGA